Molecule: messenger RNA, 978 nt
Organism: Labrus mixtus (cuckoo wrasse)
Lineage: Eukaryota; Metazoa; Chordata; Actinopteri; Labriformes; Labridae
Product: RING finger protein 212B-like
Exons: 12
Coding region: 17-778 (253 amino acids)
Biological process (GO): homologous chromosome pairing at meiosis; reciprocal meiotic recombination; protein sumoylation
Cellular component (GO): synaptonemal complex
Molecular function (GO): SUMO transferase activity
Source: RefSeq, a predicted model, not a curated record
ACCAGCAGAACUAGAAAUGGACUGGUUCCACUGCAACCAGUGCUUCACGAGGAGGGGAUCCAAGUUUGCCGUGUCCAGCUGUGGCCACAUCUGCUGUGAAGCGUGCAUCAAAACUAAGCAGUGCAGCAUAUGUGGAACGAGCUGCAGUUAUUUGCCCAUCACAGAGGAGAUGAAGCCACAGGAAAAGGUGUUUUUCAAGGACCCUGUGAAGCUCAUCCAAUCACGGCUGGAGCACAUUUCGCAGGUUGCCCUUUUUCAGCGAUCACAGAUGGAGCGAGUUACAGCGUACUUCAAGCACAAGUCCGUUGAACUGGACAGGCGUCUGAAGGAGGUCACCGAGCAGAGUUACAGGCAACUCUCCGAACUGAAGAGAGAGAACGCUGACUUGAAAAAGCGGCUUUCAGAGCUGAAGAAGGAAGCCGCUGAAUUGAAGAAGCCACUUUCUCAGAGGAGGGUUUCUCCAGGACAUUUUCUAAUGGACGGUUCUCAAAGAAUGUCCCUUCCCGUCGCUGUCACGUCUCCAGUUACCCCUCGCUCCAGGCCGAUGAGUUUAGGCUCAGGAGAAAUGCAGGGGUGGGCCAGAGAUAGAGGUCCUAGUCUGUCCUCCCUCACAACUCCUGGAUCAGCUACCUCUAUUUCUAGUCACAGUUCUCUGCAUGAACAUGUAUACAGAACACCAACAUCCUACAGCACUUCUACGAGAACUCAGCGUCAGACUCCUGAUGUUUUCCAGCUCCAGUUUAUGAGUGGAUUAUCAAUACUGUCACCCAGGCAUUAGUGACAAAGGUCUCUAAUAUGUAAACACUUCAUUUAAGGAGUCAUUAGCGGAAUAUGUUCAUCACUGUCACAUCUUUGUUUGGUACAGGUAUUUUGUAAAAACACACAAAGGACAUUUUUCUGAUUUUACAAAGUUGUUCCUCUGUCAACCUGCAACAUUACAGUACUGAUAGACUCGUCAUGCAUGAUUCCUAGAAAUGC